GUGCACACAAGCGAGGUGAAAUGCAGUCAAGCCUGCUUAUUGACCCAAGUCUGAUGCUCUCCCCGACGCUGCCUCUAUUCGAGACGCUUCGACCACGAGAAUCCCUUACCGCAACGCCUGGAAAGCCCUUGCCGGCUGCUCGUAUGCCCUCGAGACUCUUUGAAGGAUCCCCUCAACACUUUCCUGCCUCCAACUGACUUUGAUAUCUAUAAUGAAGCACGCGUCUUGUUAGAGGCCAACCCUACCACUGCUUUAUCAGAGUUAAAGUCUAGGAUCCCCCGAUGUGAGCGACCUCUUGCCGUCUGGGGACGAUCGAUGCCUUUUUUCCCAAUUAUCGUGCUCCGGGUGCUCCCCGCUUGGACCCUUGUUCCGAGUCACGCGGAGAUUCUUCCGCCCCCACGCUCUACUAACCGACCACACCUCACCAUAGCAAGUCAUCACAUCGCAACCUAUAGCAAAGAUGGCCCUCCCAGGACGUGAAGUCGACUUGCCCACGCUUGCCCGCCAUCUUGUUGAACACGGACCACAUAAGACGCUGUCCACAGAACGACGCGUCAGAGUCCUGAUCAACGGCGCUUGCAUUGCGGAUUCUCUCGGCACAACAGGAGCACUCUUUGUCUGGGAACAUCCACACUAUCCACAGCUCUACUUUCCAAGAGAUGCUCUAGUUAAGAACGUAUCAGGCUAUAACAUUAUUUAUGAGGAUCAUCAAGACGUGAAGAGUGCUCAGGACAAGGUCAUCGCAAAAACACUCAAGGUCAAGGUCCAACGUAAUUCUGACAAUGACAUGAAAGAGAUAAAAGAUGGCUUUAUGGUCUUUGAUGACAAGCUUGACGGCAAAGCAAGUGCACUUAGCGGCAUGCUCAAAAUCAACUUCAGUGCUGGUGACCAGUGGCUCGAAGAAGACACCCCCAUGUUCGUCCACCCAAAAGACCCCUUCAAGCGCCUCGAUAUCCUUCAAUCUUCUCGUAGUGUAAGAGUUGCCGUGGACGGCAAAACCAUCGCCGAAUCCCAGACUUGCAUGCAAUUAUACGAAACAGGCCUACCAGUCCGCUACUACAUGCCGCUCACCUCAAUCGACACCUCACUCCUCCGACCCAGCGACACCAUCACAGCAUGCCCCUACAAAGGAGAAGCCUCCUACUACAAUGUAGUCGUGGGCGAUAGAACCCAUAAAGACAUUAUAUGGUACUACAACCACCCUAUCGUGGAAUGUGCAGCUAUAACGGGUCUAUGUUGCUUUUACAAUGAAAAAGUGGACAUGUGGGUUCAGAAUGGUGAUGAGUGGAAGAAGCUCGAAAAAGCGAAUUCGAUAUUUAGUUGAAGUGGUUGGGUGGCUAAGAUGUAGCUCGUUAUACUUUGAUGUCAAUGCUAAAACUGCCUCGCUAAUUGAUGCUUUGUGAAACCAUUUCUGGUCAUCCCCUGAAAACCCAUGGAUCUCUGCCAUCGUAAUCGGCGCCUGGGUAAUCGAAAGGCAGAUCUUCAGCAUUGAAGAUGUCCAUAUCUGGAACUUCUUUCUCAAU
Aureobasidium subglaciale EXF-2481 is the source of this 1523-nucleotide messenger RNA. RefSeq lists its product as uncharacterized. The record is from RefSeq and is a predicted model, not a curated record. The transcript is spliced from 3 exons. Bases 461 to 1324 code for a protein of 287 amino acids. NCBI's taxonomy places the organism in Eukaryota, Fungi, Ascomycota, Dothideomycetes, Dothideales, Saccotheciaceae.